Molecule: messenger RNA, 7599 nt
Organism: Acanthopagrus latus (yellowfin seabream)
Lineage: Eukaryota; Metazoa; Chordata; Actinopteri; Spariformes; Sparidae
Gene: atrx
Product: ATRX chromatin remodeler
Exons: 34
Coding region: 151-6192 (2013 amino acids)
Cellular component (GO): nucleus
Molecular function (GO): ATP-dependent chromatin remodeler activity; ATP binding; ATP hydrolysis activity
Source: RefSeq, a predicted model, not a curated record
GGCCUGGUUGCUUGCUGGCGGCACUGAGUGACAUCUCUGCUCGGCUCCCAGCGAUCUAAUCAGCACAUUAUGAUGACGCAAAAGGGCAAAAUAAACAGCGGUGCCUCUGUCUCAGGAGUGAUACAUGCACCUUAAAGCGUUGUAGGUAAAAUGAGUCUGGCCUCUUCUGAAUCAAACUUAGACCAAAUGGCAGACAAAGCAGAAGAGCCUGGUAGCUCAGCAGAAACUAUGAAGCCCUCCUCUUCUCGCAACAAGAGGAAGCCCGCUACUGUAGCUAAGCACACUGGACUGAAUGAAUCCGACACCUCUCCUGACAGUGAAAAUGAAGAUGCCACUUCUGACAAUCCUUCAGACAGUAACACAGGCAGCGCAUCAAAAGGCACUUUAGUGAUGAGGCCAGCUGGGAACGAAAAUAAAGGCGCCAUGAAGCUCAGAGUGGAUUUCAAACUGAAAACUUCAGAUGAUACCCUGCAGAAGAAGGUGAGCUGCACUGCCUGUGGAAAACAAGUAAACCAGUUUCAGUGCAACUCUGUGUAUGAGCAUCCUGUGCUCAAAGUACUUAUUUGCAAGUCAUGCUACAAGUAUUACACGAGUGAUGACAUCAACAGAGACUCUGAUGGGAUGGAUGAGCAGUGCAGGUGGUGUGCCGAAGGUGGUAAGCUCAUCUGCUGUGACUACUGCAACAACGCCUUCUGUAAGAAGUGCAUCCUGCGCAACCUGGGGAGGAAGGAGCUGUCUGCCAUUACUGAUGAGAACUCGAAGUGGCACUGCUAUGUCUGCAGGUCAGAGCCCCUCCAGGAUCUGGUCUCCAAAUGCCACAGCGUCAUUCAAAAACAACUAAUUCAACAAAAAAAGGAUAAAACAGAGGGACGAGAGAGCAAGAGACACAAGAACAAAGCAGUCAAAGAGCACAAAGCUAUUGUCAAUGGAAAAGAACACAAUGAAGGCUCAGGGACCAUGACAUUCUCCUACAAAAAACUACAGGUACCCAAAGAACUCAUAAAGAAAACAAAAAAGCUUGUUGAAACUACAACAGGUCUGAACAAUACGUUUGUCCAGUUCAUCCAGCAGGCAGCAGAGGAGCAGGGAGAUAAGUCUAUCAGGUAUCGCCAUUUGAAAGCCUUCAAGGCCGUGCUUGCCGAUUUGAAAAAAGCCCACAGUGCUCUGGAAGAGGCUCUCGGCCCAGAGUUCAAAAACAUGGAGAUGCGGAAUGGUAACGAGAGGCAACAUAUUGUGAGAAAGAGCACUGAUGUUUUGGCGCCUGUAGAGAACGACCAUGUGGAUAAUGUGGAGGAUGAAGUUGAUGAGGCUGACGGAGCAGACGAGGAGGAUGAGCCUCAGGACGAGGAACAGGCAGAGGAGCAGCAUGCUGAGCAGGCUGUGGACAAUGAUCAAGUGUCAGGUGACACUGAAAUGAAAGAUGACCAAACAGAAACUGAUGACACCAAAAAAGACAUUAAAACUGAUGUCAGUGAGGAUGGGCUGGUCUCAGCCGGUGAAAUGUCCCUAGAUCACGACAUUAUGUCUGUGCCUCCCUCAGUGCCGGAAGAGCUUUUUCAGAUGGUCGAGAGUCUUGCAGAUUCUAACAUGCUGUCACAGACUGAGACUGAUUCGGUCACAGAUGCUGAAAAAGACACUGAAAAUAAAAAGUCAAAUGGUAACGCAACGGAUGCUAAGCGCCCCCAACCCAAGGUGAAGAACCUGAUAGUGAAACUGACUCCUGUGCCAGUCGUGACAACGUGUGGUUCAAGGUCAUCUCGGUCCAAAAACAAAGAAAAAGAUGAAGGGACACAGAAAGAGCCUAAAGAAGAAUCAGAAAACCAAGGAGAAGAACAGGAGAAAGACAUUGCUUCUGACACAUUAGAUGGGACAAAUAGUCCACCACCUAGCCGUCGAUCUAGUAGAGUGAAGACCACUCCCUUGAGGAAACAGGCUGAGAAUAAGAGCAAGGAAGAUUCCUCUGACUCUGAGUCAGAGGACGAUAGUAAGAGCCAGGCUAAAUCCUCAAAGAAAUUGAGUAACACCAAAAAAGAGGAUGAGAAGCAGAGCAGGGCUUCAGAGAAAAAGACAGUGGACUCUGACUCGGAUGAAGUUCCUAGCGCACUGCUGGAGAAAGCUGCAGCUGGCCACAGCACAGACGAGGAACCGGAAAGCACAAGUGCUAAAAAACGUUUAUUUAAACUAAAUAACACAUCCACAGACAGUGCGUCAAAGCGCAAAAGGAAGUCUGAAAGCUCUGAUUCAGACUUGGAGAACAAAAGUAGAAAGACAUAUAAGAAGAAGAAACAGAAAGGCUCAGAUUCGUCUAACUCGGAUUCUGACCAGGAGAAGGAGACAAAGAGGAAAGGGGGCACAGCAAAGAGGAGGUCCAGCCGCGUGAAGAAACAAGAUGGAGCUAAAGAAGACAGCUCACCUGAGAAGAAGGCAGCAGACCGGAAAAGGUCUUAUGAAAAGAAGCGCAAGGGAAGGAGCUCCAAAUCAGCCUCCAAACUGCAGUCGUCCUCCAGCGAGGAUGAGGAGGAGCAGCAGGAUGACUCUGGGGAGGACAGUGACGCACAAAAGAUCAAACCCAUUGUGGAGGAUAACGUGAUGGAAGGAGGUGGACCUUUCCAACAAUCCUCAGGAGAUGAAGUGGAUGAUAAAGGGAAAGUCUCUCGGGUUUGUGAAGAUGAUGACGACGAUGAUCCUGAAAACAGGAUUGCAAAGAAAAUGCUUCUUGCCCAAAUAAAAUCAAAUUAUUCUUCAGGAGCAGAGAGCUCCUCUGAUAAUGAAGGAGCAGAUAAAGAUAAAAAUUCCUCCAACAAAGUUAAAAAAGAGGAUGAAGAUGAAGAUGAAGAAGCACAAGAAGAGGAUUCAGAAGCCUCAAGUUCUGAUGUCGAAGUGAAGAAGCGUGGCAGAGGCCACAAAUUGCUUCGUCAUAAGCUGUCCCUGAGUGAGGGCGAAUCGGGAGAGGAGAAAACUGAGAAGAAGAAAGGGGGCAAGAAGAAGUCACAGAAUAAAGUAGACAGCGAUGACUCUGAAGAUUCAGACUUCGAGAAAUCAGAGUCCAGCGCUGAGUCUGGGAUAAGUGAGGAGCUUAGUGAGUCAGAAAAUGAGGGGAAGCGUCGAAAGACCAGAUCCUCUAAGAAGAAGAAGGAUGAGGAGAAACAGAGAAGUUACAAUCAGAAGAAGAAGCGACGCAGGAUCAAAGUUCAGGAGUCCUCUUCCAGCAAUGAGAAGAGCGGAGAGGAAGGUGAUGAGGAAGAUCGCAAAGGACGCAAAAAGCUUCGCAAAAUUCUGAAGGACGACAAACUGCGGACAGAGACGAGAGAUGCACUGAAAGAAGAGGAGGAGAGGAGGAAACGUAUAGCGGAGAGAGAGGAACUCAGGAAGAAACUUCGAGAGGUGAUAGAAGUGGAAGAGUCUCCCCAGGUGACUUGUCCCAUCACCACCAAGCUGGUGCUGGAUGAGGACGAAGAGACCAAGGAGCCGGUGGUGCAGGUGCACAGGAAUCUUGUCACAAAGCUUAAACCUCACCAGGUGGAUGGGGUGCAGUUCAUGUGGGACUGCUGCUGUGAAUCUGUGAAGAAGAUCGAGAAGUCUCCUGGCUCUGGCUGUAUCCUCGCCCACUGUAUGGGGCUGGGAAAAACUCUGCAGGUGGUGACAUUCCUUCACACUUUGUUGCUCUGUGACAAGCUCGACUUCACCACAGCCCUGGUGGUUUGUCCCCUGAAUACUGUCCUUAAUUGGCUCAAUGAGUUUGAGAAGUGGCAGGAGGGAAUGAAGGAUGAGGAGAGUUUAGAGGUAACUGAGCUGGCCACAGUAAAGAGGCCUCAGGAGCGAGCAUACGCCCUCCAGCAAUGGCAAGAGAAUGGCGGCGUUAUGAUCAUUGGCUAUGAGAUGUACAGAAAUCUUACGCAGGGCAGGAACAUUAAGAGCAAGAAGCUCAAGGAGACCUUUCAGAAGACACUGGUAGAUCCAGGUCCAGACUUGGUGAUCUGCGAUGAAGGGCACAUCCUGAAGAACGAGGCGUCUGCGGUGUCCAAAGCGAUGAACUCUGUCAGGACGAGGAGGAGGGUUAUACUAACUGGAACUCCUCUGCAAAACAACCUUAUUGAAUACCAUUGCAUGGUGAACUUCAUCAAGGAAAACCUUCUUGGUUCAGUCAAGGAGUUCAGAAACCGCUUCAUUAACCCAAUACAGAAUGGUCAGUGUGCCGACUCCACAUUACAUGAUGUCCGGAUUAUGAAGAAGAGGGCUCACAUCCUCUAUGAGAUGCUGGCUGGCUGUGUCCAGAGGAAAGAUUACACAGCGCUCACCAAGUUCCUGCCUCCCAAGCAUGAAUAUGUGUUGUCGGUGAGGGUCACUCCAAUCCAGUGCAAACUCUACAGAUACUACCUGGAGCACUUCACAGGUGUGGGGAACGCUAUGGAAGGGGGCCGGGGCCGCGCCGGGACCAAACUCUUCCAGGAUUUCCAGAUGCUAAGCAGAAUCUGGACCCAUCCAUGGUGCCUUCAGCUGGACUACAUCAGUAAAGAAAACAGGGGCUUCUUUGACGAAGACAGUAUGGAUGAGUUCAUCGCCUCAGAAACUGAAGAAUCAUCCAUGAGUAUGACCUCUGAAGAUGAAAGGAUGAAAAAGAAAAAGAAGCAAGGGAAGGGGAAAAAGAAGGGAUCUGAUGACUCGGACAGUGAUGACGUGGAGGUCAUCAAGGAGUGGAACACCAGCUCUCGGGGUAGAAACGGAGAGGGUCGAAAGAGAGAACCGCCUGUAGAGGAACCACCUCCGGCCCCUAGCUCUACACCAGGAAGUCCCACUCCUGACUGGCACAAGGAGUUUGUGACGGAGGCUGACGCUGAAAUCCUCGAGCACUCUGGAAAGAUGGUGCUCCUCUUUGAGAUCCUGCGCAUGGCCGAAGAAGUAGGAGAUAAAGUGUUGGUGUUCAGUCAGUCUCUCAUCUCUCUGGACUUGAUUGAGGAUUUCCUGGAACUAUCUACAAGAGCUAAAGAUGAUGAGGAAAAAAUCUCUCCGUACAAAGGUGAUGGAGUAUGGUACAGGAACAUCGACUACUAUCGCCUGGACGGCUCCACCAGUGCCACCACCAGGAAAAAGUGGGCUGAAGAGUUUAACGACACCAGUAACACAAGAGGUCGUUUGUUCCUCAUUUCAACACGAGCUGGCUCACUUGGAAUCAACCUGGUGGCCUCCAACAGAGUCAUCAUCUUUGAUGCCUCCUGGAACCCUUCCUACGACGUGCAGAGUAUCUUCAGGGUCUACCGCUUCGGCCAGCUAAAGACGGUCUAUGUGUACAGGUUCUUGGCCCAGGGUACAAUGGAGGAGAAGAUUUACGACCGGCAGGUAACCAAACAGUCUCUGUCAUUCCGGGUGGUGGACCAGCAGCAGAUAGAGCGUCACUUUACGACGAAUGAGCUGGCCGAACUCUACACCUUUGAGCCGGACCUGCUGGAUGAUCCCUCAGAGAAGAAGAGCAAGAAAGCCACGCCCUUGCUCCCUAAGGAUCCCUUCCUGGCUGAGAUGCUGCAGAACAAUAAGGACCAGAUUGCAUGUUACCAUGAACACGACUCUUUGCUGGACCACAAGGAGGAGGAGGCCCUGAGCGAGGAGGAUCGCAAGGCUGCCUGGGCCGAGUAUGAAGCAGAGAAAAAGGGUCUGUCCAUGAGGACCAACUACCAGGCGUCAUACGCCCAGAUGGACAUGGGCUCCACCAGCUACUUCUCCUACAACGUGGCCGCUUUGGCCUCCAUGACCAACCAGCAGCUGGAGGACCUUGUAAACCAGGGACGACAGAAAGUCAUCGAAGCAACAAAUGCAUUGAAGACUUUGUCACGGGAGACGCUAGAGGAUAUUAUUGCCAGAGUGUGGAAGGAGAACCCGUCACUCACAGAGAGUCAGGUCCAGUCGAUGGCUCUGGGUCGACAGGCCAGCGUGGAGCUGGAGUUCAAGCGCAGGGAAGUUGUGUACAGGGACGUCCUCACCAGGCAGCAGACGCUGAUGAUGUUCGUGCAGAAGCUGAUCACCAACAGGAAGGUGCAGGAGCAGCAGAUGGCCAUGGCCAACCAGGCCAGCUACCUGAACCAGCUGGUGCAGAACAGCAUGUUGGGAGGCAACCAGCUCAGUCAGAUGGACCUGCUGGGGAUUUACCAGCAGCUCCACGGCCUGGGUAAAAAUCCUGGGCCCUCCAAGGGCCUGUAGGUCAGAGGGACUCUCCCUCAUCCCCCACUCAGCUAGCCGGCUCCCAGUGGCCCAGUCCGAGCGAGGUCCAGUUUUCUGUAACAAACGUGCUGUGAGACCGCUCUGAGCUCAAAGUGAACUGGUGCACCAAUCAGAGGGUGGAGUAGUUUUGAGACUAGGCUGCGGUCCACUGGGGCCUCAAGUGGGAUAGACUCUCAGUUCUUUAUUCUGUAGUUCACUGAGAGAAGGUGGAUAUAAUGUAUAAAUGACUGUGUGAAAGGAGUCCAUUAGGAAUUUCAACAGUAAAAAAAAAAAAAUGUAUAUACCGCCUUAAUGUUAUUCAAGUUCUAUAUCUUCAUUUUUCAUGUAUUUAAAAACAAAAAGGUUCUACCCCCAAUGCUUUUAAGCAUUGUAUUGUUCUCCCCUUAAAAGAGGGUUUCCUCAUUAUUUAAACUCAGUUUUUUAUACUGUUUUAAAUGCCGAACUGAAGCAGAGUGGGACCAGUGUCGUUGGUGACAGGGCUCAAUGAUGUAAAGCUCUACAUGAUUAUUAGCCCCAGUAGGAUCCUUCACCAAUAUCGAGCAAAGCAGACAGGUGAUGGUGCUGCAACGUCCUGCUCUUUUUAGGAGAUGGAAGAAAUUGAUAAGUAGACAAAAACAGAAAAAAAAAAAAGUUAAAUAUGGCCUUAUAUUCAUUUCCUAAAAAAAGCUCUGUAAAGUUCUGAGAUUUGAGAUUUGUUGAGAAUCUUUUGUAUUAUGCUCUUAAGUGUUUACAUUAGUUGUCGCUGAACAUGGUAAUGGAAUGCUUGUGUUGUUCAAAACUGCCUGCCGGUUCCUAGGACCUUUUUGUAACAUCUUUCUCAUCGUCACGUGUUGUCUAGCAUAGCACUGUGCGUCCUGUUCAUUGUUUAUGUUCCACUUGUGUUGAUCCCAAGCUUUGGGUGAGUGACUGGGUCUCACAAAGCACAAGCACAUCAGCCAGGUGUCACAGGGCCCAAAGCCUUUCCCUUUACUCGUCUGUCAAAAGGUCGAUGGAGUAAAGAGUGGAAAUGUUAUUAUCAGUCUGGCUGAUCUGUGUUUUCUACUUUGUGAGAAAUGCCUUCUGGACACUGUAGUCUCACCAGGCAGGUCCCCCCAGACUACCUGUAUUCUACUUUGGCACAUUUUUUGCUUCUAACGCUUAAACUGGUGUAGCUGUUAAACAUGAGCAAUAUGUACAUUUCUCAUGAAGAGAUGCCUGUUGUCUCUAGUUUGCUCCUGUGUUUGCACAAGGUGUAUUUCAUAAAUGUCGAGAAACUUUUUGGCCCUCCUCUAAGAAUGUUCUUACAUUAGCAAAUACACCCACAUGUUUUGCCAUGAAUCUGAUCUGCUAUUAUCUUGAUAAGUAUUUAAUAUAACAUUUAAUAAAGUGACCAAAAGGAUGAGCAAC